Molecule: messenger RNA, 5308 nt
Organism: Meleagris gallopavo (turkey)
Lineage: Eukaryota; Metazoa; Chordata; Aves; Galliformes; Phasianidae
Gene: TBC1D9
Product: TBC1 domain family member 9
Molecular function (GO): calcium ion binding
Source: RefSeq, a predicted model, not a curated record
AUGUGGGUGAACCCCGAGGAGGUGCUGCUGGCCAACGCGCUGUGGGUGACGGAGCGGGCCAACCCCUACUUCAUCCUGCAGCGGAGGAAGGGGCACGGCGGCGAUGGAGGCGGCGGGGGCCUGGCUGGUCUCCUUGUGGGUACUCUUGAUGUUGUGUUGGACUCCAGUGCCAGAGUGGCACCAUAUCGAAUACUCUAUCAAGCACCAGACUCCUUGGUCUAUUGGACUAUUGCCUGUGGUUGCUCACGGAAGGAAAUCACUGAACACUGGGAAUGGCUUGAACAGAAUUUGUUGCAAACUCUAUCAAUCUUUGAAAAUGAAAAUGACAUAAAUACAUUUGUCAGAGGAAAAAUACAGGGUAUCAUUGCUGAGUACAACAAAAUCAAUGGCAUCAAGGAGGAUGAUGAUACAGAAAAGUUUAAGGAAGCCAUAGUGAAGUUUCACAAGCUGUUUGGCAUGCCAGAAGAAGAGAAAUUAGUGAACUACUACUCUUGUAGUUACUGGAAGGGGAAAGUUCCUCGUCAGGGCUGGGUGUAUCUCAGCAUCAAUCACCUUUGCUUUUAUUCUUUCCUAAUGGGACGGGAAGCAAAGUUAGUUAUCCGUUGGGUUGAUAUCACUCAACUUGAGAAGAAUGCUACUCUGCUUUUCCCUGAUAUGAUCAAAGUGAGCACUAGGUCCAGUGAACACUUCUUCUCAGUAUUCCUUAAUAUCAGUGAGACAUUUAAACUAAUGGAACAGCUUGCCAAUAUAGCUAUGCGACAACUUUUGGACAAUGAAGGGUUUGAACAAGACAGAUCAUUACCCAAACUGAAAAGGAAAUCUCCCAAAAAAGUAUCUGCACUGAAACGGGAUCUUGAUGCCAGAGCAAAGAGUGAGAGAUACCGUGCAUUGUUCCGACUUCCCAAGGAUGAGAAACUAGAUGGACACACGGACUGUACUCUGUGGACUCCAUUCAACAAAAUGCAUAUUUUGGGUCAGAUGUUUGUUUCUACAAACUACAUCUGCUUUACUAGUAAGGAAGAGAACUUGUGCAGCCUUAUUAUCCCUCUUCGAGAGGUGACAAUAGUGGAAAAGGCAGAUAGCUCCAGUGUGUUGCCCAGCCCGUUGUCAAUCAGCACCAAAAACAGAAUGACAUUCCUGUUUGCCAACUUGAAAGACCGAGACUUUCUUGUACAGCGGAUCUCAGAUUUUCUGCAACAAACCACUUCAAAAAUAUACUUGGAAAAAAAUAUGUCUGGAAGCUAUAUCAGCUCUGAUGAUGAGGUGUUUACAAGAUCAAAUAGCAUUGUUUCUGCCAGCACUCAUAAAAGCCUCAGCUCUGAGUCAGAAGGAGAACGACAGUUCAAUCUCAAUGGCAAUGGCAUUCCAACAGCAACUCAAGCUUUAAUGACUAUGUAUCGACGGAGGUCACCUGAGGAGUUCAACCCUAAACUGGCUAAAGAGUUUUUGAAAGAACAGGCCUGGAAGAUUCACUUUGCUGAAUAUGGCCAAGGAGUGUGUAUGUAUCGUACGGAGAAGACUAGAGAUCUUGUGCUGAAGGGCAUUCCAGAAAGCAUGAGAGGGGAACUCUGGCUGCUGUUUUCAGGAGCCAUUAAUGAAAUGGCCACUCACCCUGGCUAUUAUGAGGACCUAGUGGAAAGAUCAAUGGGGAAGUAUAAUCUUGCUACAGAAGAAAUAGAGAGGGAUCUGCACCGCUCGCUCCCAGAACACCCUGCUUUCCAGAAUGAGAUGGGUAUUGCUGCUCUAAGGAGAGUGUUGACAGCUUAUGCUUUUAGAAAUCCAAACAUAGGAUAUUGUCAGGCUAUGAAUAUUGUCACUUCAGUACUUCUCCUUUACGCAAAAGAGGAGGAAGCUUUUUGGCUGCUGGUGGCUCUGUGUGAACGUAUGCUACCUGACUACUAUAAUACAAGAGUUGUUGGAGCGCUGGUGGAUCAGGGUGUCUUUGAAGAGUUGGCUCGUGACUAUGUUCCUCAGCUUUAUGACUGCAUGCAGGACCUGGGUGUAAUAUCCACUAUUUCCCUGUCCUGGUUCCUCACUCUUUUCCUCAGUGUAAUGCCAUUUGAGAGUGCUGUGGUGGUUGUGGAUUGUUUCUUCUGUGAAGGAAUAAAGGUGAUAUUUCAGUUAGCACUUGCUGUCCUCGAUGCUAAUGUAGACAAGCUGCUUAAUUGCAAAGAUGAUGGAGAAGCCAUGACAGUCUUGGGAAGGUAUUUGGACAGUGUAACUAAUAAGGACAGCACUCUUCCACCCAUUCCUCACCUUCACUCACUGCUCAGUGAUGAUGUAGAGCCUUAUCCUGAGGUGGAUAUCUUCAGGUUGAUCAGAUGCUCCUAUGAGAAAUUUGGAAGUAUCCGAGCAGAUUUGAUUGAACAAAUGAGAUUUAAACAAAGGCUGAAAGUUAUCCAAACCCUUGAAGACACUACAAAGCGCAACGUGGUACGAACUAUUGUGACAGAGACUUCUUUCACUAUUGAUGAAUUGGAGGAACUGUAUGCUCUUUUCAAGGCAGAACAUCUGACUAGCUGCUACUGGGGAGGAAACAGCAAUGCUAUUGACCGUCAUGAUCCCAGCCUGCCUUAUCUGGAGCAGUACCGUAUUGAUUUUGAGCAGUUCAAGGGGAUGUUUGCUCUCCUCUUUCCUUGGGCAUGUGGAACUCAUUCAGAUGUAUUAGCUGCACGCUUAUUCAGACUUCUUGAUGAAAAUGGAGACUUGCUCAUCAACUUCCGUGAAUUCGUGUCUGGGCUAAGUGCAGCAUGCCAUGGUGAUCUUACAGAGAAGCUAAAGCUGCUGUAUAAAAUGCAUGUUUUGCCUGAUCCAUCCCCUGAACAAGAAGAACCAGACUCUGCUUUUGAAGCCACGCAGUACUUUUUUGAAGACAUCACGCCGGAAUGUACGCAUGUUGUUGGUCUAGACAGCAGGAACAAACAAGGAGUAGAUGAUGGGUUUGUUACAGUGAGUCUGAAAACAGACAAAGGCAAGAAGAGUUCACAAGAGAAUCGAAAUUAUCUGAGAAUGUGGAGCCAAGAGAAUAAAUCCAAAGCAAAAAACUCCAAGGAUUUGCCCAAGCUGAACCAGGGACAGUUCAUCGAACUGUGCAAGACAAUGUACAACAUGUUCAGUGAAGACCCCAAUGAACAAGAUCUGUACCAUGCUACCGCUGCUGUGACGAGCUUGCUUUUGGAGAUAGGUGAAGUUGGCAAGCUCUUCUCGGUACAGCCCACAAAAGAGGCAGACAGCAGCAGUAACAACUGCAGCAAAACUAUUCAGAGCGAGCUGUUUCAGAAGAAAGACAGCCAGCAGUACCCUCUUGAACAGCACAAGCCGUUCCAAGGCAGCCUGGUCACCAACGACGAGGAGGCCAUUUGCACUGAGAGCACCCUGGGCAUGCAGAUGGAGGACAUUAAACUUGAGGACUCUUCUCCCAGGGACAACGGAGCCUGUUCUUCCAUGCUCAUUUCUGACGAUGAUACAAAAGAUGACAGCUCCAUGUCGUCCUACUCGGUGCUGAGUGCAGGUUCGCAUGAAGAAGAAAAGCUGCACUGCGAGGACAUUGGUGAAGACACCGUUUUGGUACGGAGCAACCACACCACUUCUCUUCAUAGAAGCACUAGCAUUGACAGGGACUGGGCCAUCACCUUUGAACAGUUUUUAGCCUCCCUUUUGACUGAGCCAGCGCUGGUUAGGUACUUUGAUAAGCCUGUGUCCAUGAUGGCUAGGAUCACUAAUGCUAAAAAUGUCAGGAUGAUGGGUAAACCAAUCACCUCGGCCAGUGACUACGAAAUCUCUACUAUGUCGGGAUAAAAGGCAGUUUUUUUUAUUUUUUCUAUUAUGUAUUUAUGAGUACCUGGCACAGGCCUUGGUAUUUUCAAAACAUUAUUGUUUUCACUAAUGUGAAAAUGUUGGGGUGCAUACUUAACUAUGUCUUGAAGUAUAAUCACUCUUUCUGUGGGAAAUGUUACACGAAUGCAAAUUUUAUUCAAAAUACAGAAAAAAAAAAUAUCAGUCGUCAGUGAAGUGUGUGUAUUAUUAACCUUGCUGUCAAUUUUAAAUGGUAAAGAUUAGUUCUUCUAAAUGUAAACUUAACGCUGAUAUUUGUGUGCAUUUUUAAAACAGACAUAUGCAGAGAUCUGAUUCUUGAGGGGAAAUAUUAAACAAAAAAAAAAAGUACCUAAAACUUAAAGGGACGCUGUCAAACUGAAUGGGACUUCAGGUGAAGUUACGUUCCAGGCACCAUCCCUGCAGGAUAACUUUGUUGCAUAUAACUUUUUUUUUUUUUAUUUCCCAGAGAGGAUAAUAUUUUUUAAUGUAUGCUUCAUUCUCAUUUUCUGAAUACAUGCAAGAUCACUUCAGUGAUUCCUGACUGGGGCCUAACUUCCCUUGUUUGAGAAUGGUACACUCAAAAGUAGAAAGGGCAUCCCAGGUUGAGCUGGCACCUCAUGCAAAUGCAGUUAAGUAUGAUGAUUUCUGCUCCAACAGAACACAGAAUCCAUUUGCCUUUGCCUUGGUUCAGCCACCUGCAGCUUAACCAAACCCAGCAGAGGAACAGCCCUCGGCCAUCGGGGGGAAAAUCUCCAUCGUGGUCCUGCCUGGAGCUGUGCUCCUAGCAAGUGGACUUGGAAGCCUUGCUGCCAUUAAGCUCCAAAGGCAGCGUAUGCAGGUUCCGAAACAGAUUGGUGGAGUCCCUUAAAAAUUGAGAGAUGUUUUUAGAAAUAAAUUUUAAAAACCAGAACACAAAGUAUCUAGUUGGAUCUACAGCGUAUUUAGCUUAGCUUUUAAAACUAACCUUUACCACCAACUUACUAUAUCCUUGUUAGAUUAAGAAGUUAAAAACCUGUAUUGCAUAAGUCUUCAUUUACAACGGUGUAAAGUAGAGGUAAUGAAAAAGCUGCAAGAUAAUGUAACUGAAUGUUUAAGUCUUACUGAGAACACUGUCACUUUAUAUAAAUGAAUAGUAUCCUGUAUCAGCUUACUGAAUAUGUUAAAAUGCAAACUGGAGCACCUGCACUUUCAAUCCUUGCUUCUUUUAUACGGAUAUUCAGGAUUUUUUUAAAUUUUGUUAGCUGUUUUAUAGUUCAUAUUUGUUCAGUUCAGGAUCAUGCUUCUAUGCCUAAUCUUUAUUUGCUGUUUGAGAAUAUUUUCUGUAGAAUACUGUUAAUUUUUUAUACUCCUGUAUAUUGCAGCCAUGUAACUUGCAAAUUUUUAGCAAAAGUUGUGUUUUCUUUUUAUUUUAAAAGAAUGCUUUUAAACUGUCAGAUAAAGUGGUUUUUAACCACAAGUAGGUAACGUAAACAAAUAAAAUACACUGCACAGA